CCUAGAUACUACAUUGAAUAAUAAUAAGAGCAAUUGAAGCAUCAACGCAGGUUCAAGUCGAUAAACCUCAAAAUACACGUAAGUACAGUAAAUAUAGGUACUUAUAUAUUUAUUGCAGUCCUUCGAUAAAUAUAUAGCACAUCAAUCUUCCUCUUACUAGUCUCAAUCUUCCCUCAUUUAAUCCUCAUUUGAUCUCUUCUUCCUCUCCUUGUCGCCAACUCCGCAUUCCCCUCGGCUACCUAUACUAAGAAGAUGGACCUCGAAACAAAUGAACUCAAAGAGGAUGCCUGCUACGUCGCACUUACCCACGACUAUCUCAACGUGAACAGCGUGAUGGAUAGGGUUCGUAGCCCUCGAGCAGGUGCAAUAGUCAUGUUUGCGGGCACUACUCGUGAUAAUUUUGGAGGAAAGCCGGUCAAGGAACUCCAAUACUCUGCUUACAACCCGUUGGCCUUGCGCACUAUGCUGUCCAUAUGCAAAGAAAUCCAUACCGAGUAUGGCCUCAUAGCGAUAGCCAUGGUUCAUCGUCUUGGAACCGUGCCCAUCGGGGAGGAGAGUAUACUCAUAGCAGUAUCUGCCCCGCAUAGACAGGCUGCGUGGCGAGCUGGCGAACGAGCCCUUGAAGACUGCAAAGAACGUGUUGAAGUCUGGAAGAGGGAAGAGUUUGAAGGCGAAGACGGCGUCUGGAGAGCCAAUAGGGACGGUGCAAAAGGAACAUUUACAUCCUGAUUCGCUAUCCUACAUCUGCCAUCACCUGUCUAUGUACAGGGAUACACCCUGGAAGUCUUAUCUGUCUGCUGAGAACUUGGUAAGGAAAUGCAUUCAAUUCGACUUGCACUCUAUAAUAUACUACUCGGCCCAAAGCCACGUAUACAUAGUAUGUAUGUGCGGCAUAGGUACUGGAUAUUACAUACUACCUAAUGACCCUAUUCCAAGCCCUAUAUUGAGAAACUUCCCUAGAACGGUGCUCUAAAAUUAUCGUACCAUUGUUACUAACUAAGCGCAUCGAGAUUGCUGGUUCUAAAGGGGACGAAAAUAACGAUAAAGCGCCCCGUUCAUUAACCGGUUAAAUGGCUGUUGUUAAGCCAAGGAGCAGCACGCGGGCCUCGAUUCUUAUAUGUACUCGAGAUGGUGUGUUCAGGAGACACUGGAAUAUUAUUUUCGUAUCUGUCAUCUUAUGCGGAUCUUUUCUACUUUUUCUCGUUAUCUAACUAGGUAGAGAGAACAUGGGGAAGCAAAACUUAUUACCUUGCAACAUAUAACCUACCUCUUUGUAUCACGAGACUACCUGCUUACAUACAUACAUGUAGACGGGCGUUUGGUCUGUUGCGGUUUAGAUUAAUGCAGGUGCGUAUGUGACCGG
Messenger RNA from Daldinia vernicosa, 1363 nucleotides. RefSeq names its product Molybdopterin biosynthesis MoaE. The transcript has 2 exons. Gene Ontology annotation, cellular component: cytosol. Gene Ontology annotation, molecular function: molybdopterin synthase activity. The coding region runs from base 253 to 729 and encodes 158 amino acids. The record is from RefSeq and is a predicted model, not a curated record. NCBI's taxonomy places the organism in Eukaryota, Fungi, Ascomycota, Sordariomycetes, Xylariales, Hypoxylaceae. Gene Ontology annotation, biological process: Mo-molybdopterin cofactor biosynthetic process.